CAAAAAUCUGGGGAUUGGUCCUGCUUUGAGCAGGGGGUUGAACUAGAACCUCCUGAGGACUCCCAUAGACCCCCCAGGACUCCCCCAUUGAGCCCUGGACUUGACUGGGACCCACAGCGACCCUUCCCCCCGUUAGGGACUCCCUAAGGCCCCCCAACCAGACUCCUGGGUUCUCUCGCCACCUCUGCCACUGCCUGGCCAUGUGACAGUGGAGGGGCGAGUCCCUUCUCCGUGCCUCAGUUUCCCUCCUCUGAAGUGGGGCCCAGGGGCGCCAUGUUCUGGAAGUUCGACCUGCACUCCAGCUCGCACAUCGAGACGCUGCUGGAGCGCGCCGACCUGACGCUGCGGGAGCUGCUGGAUGAGGACGAUGUGCUGCAGGAGUGCAAGGUGGUGAACCGCCGGCUGCUGGACUUCCUGGUGCAGCCGCAGCACAUGGAGGCGCUGGUGACCUGCGUGACCGAGGAGCCCCCUGCCGAGCUGGACGAGCGGCUGCGCUACAAGGGGCUGGCCCGCACCUUGCAGAUUGUGGCCUUCCUGCGCAAGAAGGACGAUUUCGUGAGCCUGCUGCUACGGCACAUCGGCACCUCGGCCAUCAUGGACCUGCUGCUACGCCUGCUGACCUGCGUGGAGCAGCCCGUGCUGCGCCAGGACGUCUUCAAUGUAAGGGCGGGGCUUCCUGCUGGCCACGCCCCUUCGUGUCUGCUGGCCACGCCCCUUCGUGUCUGCUGGCCACGCCCCUGGACACCCACUGCCCCGCCCCUUCGUGUCUGCUGGACCCGCCCCCUGGGGUGGGGGCGGGGUGUUGGGCCCCCCCGCAGGCAGGAGACCGUGGAGCAGCUGCUGGGGAACAUGCUGGCGGGCGAGCGGGACGAGUCCGUCAUCGUCAGUGGGAUCCAGGUGCUGCUGACGCUGCUGGAGCCGCGCCGAGCCAGGUCCGAGGCCGGGGGGAUGGGCAGCUUUUACUGCCCCCUGGAAGGGCAGCUGGAGCUGGGGCCUCUGGGCUCGGACGGCAGCGCCUGCCAGGCCAGCCCCAGCACCCUGCUGGCCCUCAGAGGUUACCUCCGGGACUUCCACCAGCUGCUGAUCGACCCCCCGAAGCGGCCGGCCCUGCAGAUGACGUGGGGGCUCCUGGACCCACCGCUGGGGAACACGCGGCUGCAGGUGGUGAAGCUGCUGGGCAGCUCGCUGGGUGCCGGCGACGUGGGGCUGCAGGAGGAGCUGCUGGGCUUGGACGCCCUCAACACCAUGCUGGUGAGUGCCAGGGGCGGGGUCAGCCAAUGGGAGGGUAACGGAGGGCGGGGCCAAGAUCAUGGAAGUCAGACCAGGGGCCCAUCACAGUGCCUCCUGCUCCCCAAGUCAGCGUUGGGCCCCGUCUCUGCCCCGCCCGGCCAUGACCCGCUGCCCCCUUCUCUCCCGCCCCUGCAGCUGCUGCAGAAAUGCCGCCUGGUGCACCGAAUCCUGUCGGCCUGGGAGGAGAACGAGCAGACGCAGGCAGCCGGAGGCCGGCGGAGGGGGUACAUGGGCCACCUGACGCGCAUCGCCAAUGCCCUCGUCCAGAGCUCCGAGAAGGGCCCUCAUGUCGCCCUCGUGGGGCAGCUGCUGAAAGAGCUGCCAGAGGAGGAGCAGGAGCGGUGGGAGAAAUUCGUCUCGGGGCCCCUGGCAGAGACCAACAAGAAAAACGUGGUGGAUCUGGUGAACAUGCACAAUCUGCACUCGUCCAGCGACGAUGAGGAGAACGACCUGAAGGAGUUCAACUUCCCCCAGGAGGCCGUGCUACAGCAGGCCUUCGUGGAUUACCAGAUGCAGCAGGUGACCUCGGCCUUCAUCGACCACUUCGGCUUCAAUGACGAGGAAUUCGGGGAGCAGGAGGAGAGUGUCAACGCCCCCUUCGACAGGACGGGCAGCCUGAGCUUCUCGCUGAGCGCCGAUGACGACAGUCCCAACUCCAACCUGUUUGAAGUCUGCUACAAGGAGCGGAUCCAGCAGUUUGAUGACGACGACUCGGACGGGGAGGACGCCUGGCAGGAGAAGGAGCUGGGCUACUCGGGGGGCCCCCCGCAGCCCACAGGGCCCAGGAGCUGCGGCAGCACGGACAGCGAGGGCAGCCGGGACUCGGAGGAGGAGGAGGGCGAGGAGGAAGACGCUGGCGGGGGCGUGGAGGACGGAGGAGGUGGUGGCGAGGCCGAGGGGGCCAGCCCUGACCCGGUGCCUGCAGAGCCCCCCGCUCCGCUCCCCCCCAACGGCGGGGUGGACACCGGGGUGGCUGUGUGGGACAGGCCUGGCUCGGAUGCCUCCCGCCCCCCCACGGAAGGGAGCUGGGCCCUGUUUACAGACACCCCAGCGCUAACCAGGUGAGACCCAACCCCCUCCGCCCGCCGCAGGGCGGCCUCAUCUUUAUUGGCCUCGGGGGGGCACCAGCUGAUGUGGAAGACGGGAUGCCGGGGU
Molecule: messenger RNA, 2445 nt
Organism: Chrysemys picta bellii (western painted turtle)
Lineage: Eukaryota; Metazoa; Chordata; Testudines; Emydidae
Source: RefSeq, a predicted model, not a curated record